Molecule: messenger RNA, 2054 nt
Organism: Lates calcarifer (barramundi perch)
Lineage: Eukaryota; Metazoa; Chordata; Actinopteri; Centropomidae
Product: LIM domain-binding protein 3-like
Biological process (GO): heart development; muscle structure development; actin cytoskeleton organization
Cellular component (GO): Z disc; stress fiber; filamentous actin
Molecular function (GO): actin binding; muscle alpha-actinin binding
Source: RefSeq, a predicted model, not a curated record
CAAUGCCACAGUGCUAUCUCUAGCUAUUCUUAGGCUGUCACUUCAGCUCGUCUGAGCAGAGGCUACUCGGCGCCGACCCCAUCCCAUCCCAUCCCUUCAGCUGCUGUGGGGUUUAAAAAAAAUUUUUUUGGUUUAAUCACCGCCGUCCGUCUCGGAGGAUCUUUUAGUUACCUGGAAGAAUGAGUACCUACACUGUAUCGCUGCCCGGCCCCGGCCCCUGGGGCUUCAGACUGCAGGGGGGCAAGGACUUCAACAUGCCACUCACCAUCUCCAGGAUCUCUCCGGGCAGCAAGGCAGCACAGGGUAAUCUGAUCCAGGGUGAUGUUAUCGUCGCCAUUGAUGGUGUCAGCACUGACGGGAUGACUCACCUGGAGGCCCAGAACAAGAUCAAGAUGGCCAACUACAACCUGGCGCUCACCAUGUCCAAGUCAAAGCGUCCCAUUCCAAUGCCACCACCAAGAAUGGAUGCCACUAUUUCCAUGAUCCCUCACCAACAGGUUUUCUCUCCUGCUGCUCCCAACGCCGGCUUCAACCCCAACGUGCUGAAGGACACUGCCCUCUCCACCCACAAGCCCAUAGAAGUGAAGGGCCCCGGUGGUAAGGCCACCAUCAUCCACGCCCAGUACAACACACCCAUCAGCAUGUACUCGCAGGACGCCAUCAUGGACGCCAUCGCGGGACAGACGCAGGCUAAGGGGCACGACGCCAGCCUGAAGCGACAGUCUGCCGCUGGUUACAGCUUCCAGCACAAAGCUGCAGUCUCCAGCCAGUACGCUCAGCCUCCUGCCAUGCAUCAGGCUCCACAGGCCCCACCCCCACAGCAGUACCAGCCAAUGCCACAGCAGUACCAUCAGCCCCCCAUGCAACACGCCCCACCAACUCAGCAGAGCUCCAUUCAGAUCCCUCUUGGCUCCGCCCCUCCCAAAGUGGUCAGCACCGCCUGCAUAUACCCCUCCCAGCCUGCUCCAGCACCAGCUCCAGUUCCUCAGCCCCGCCCUCCAGCCGCCGCCCCAGCCCCACCUCCACCUGCUGGUGCCUCCUCCAACAGACCCCCCUGGGUGACCGACACCAACUUCGCCGAUAAGUUCGACCCGAGUAAGACCACCACCACCACCAUGAAGGUGCAGCCGCUGCCCCAGGCUGCCCCUCCUCCACCAGCUUACAUCCCCAACCCCUCCCCUGCUGCACCUCCUGUUCCCAGCCCCGCCCCCAUUACCCCCAGCCCUGCCCCUUUCUCUCCAGUGGCGAGGGGUGUGGCUCAGAGGGCGGAGAGGUUCGCCGCCAGCAGCCGUACACCCUUGUGUGGGGCCUGCAACAGUGUCAUCAGGGGCCCCUUCCUGGUGGCCCUCGGCCGGUCCUGGCACCCCGAGGAGUUCAACUGUCACUACUGCCACAUGUCUCUGGCUGAUGUUAGCUUUGUGGAGGAACAGAACAACGUUUACUGUGAGAACUGCUACGAGGAGUUCUUCGCCCCGACCUGUGCCCGCUGCAACACCAAGAUCAUGGGGGAAGUGAUGCACGCUCUGCGGCAGACGUGGCACACCACCUGCUUCGUGUGCGCAGCCUGUGGCAAAGCUUUCGGAAACAGCCUCUUCCACAUGGAGGAUGGAGAGCCAUACUGUGAGAAAGAUUAUAUUGCACUCUUCAGUACAAAGUGUCAUGGCUGUGACUUCCCAGUUGAAGCUGGUGAUAAGUUCAUCGAGGCUCUAGGUCACACCUGGCAUGACACCUGCUUUGUCUGUGCGGUUUGCCAUGUGAACCUGGAGGGCCAGCCUUUCUACUCAAAGAAAGACAAGCCUCUGUGUAAGAAGCAUGCUCACGCCAUCAAUGUGUAACCCGCCAACUACCUGUGGGUCUGCUGCCUCAGCGCUCACCACCACCGACUGCAACGAUGAAAACAAGCCAACAACUUUUACAGAUGUGUGUAAACACUCUUUAUGCAAAUACACUUUGGUUUGAGACAUUUUUUGUGCAUUAAUAUUAAUGUUUAAAACAAUGCUGCCUGAUUAUUCUGCUUCAAAAACAGGAACUUAUGCAAAAACAAAGUAAUGAUG